Plasmopara halstedii is the source of this 1839-nucleotide messenger RNA. RefSeq lists its product as hypothetical. The transcript has a single exon. Gene Ontology annotation, molecular function: metal ion binding. The record is from RefSeq and is a predicted model, not a curated record. NCBI's taxonomy places the organism in Eukaryota, Oomycota, Peronosporomycetes, Peronosporales, Peronosporaceae. Bases 1 to 1839 code for a protein of 612 amino acids.
AUGUCAAGCGCGUUGUCGCUGCAGCCUGCGCCGCUUACGAGCGCGGUAUUCUCGCGUACUGUCGAAGAAGACCUUGAAUCACAGGCACGUGCGUCACUUAGUCUUUUUGGGUUCGGCUCCAAGGAUUCUGUCAACUGGAGCCCCGUCAGCGCCACCGCCACUACCGCCUCUUCCGCAGACACAACUGGAACAGGCGGUGCGAUUAAAGUACGUGUCAUGGAGCGCGUAUGUCCCGUUGGUACAAAUAAAUUUCUCUGGAAUACGAUGAAUUCUCUCGCUAAUGGGGGCGAAGGAGGCGAUGAUCCAGAAGAUCUAUGUGCUGAUCCCGCAACAAUUAAUGGCAACAAUAGCAAUGGCGUCAACGUAAAUGGAGCGCGGGACGGCGAAAAAUUAGAUUGGGACUCUGCGUCUUCAAAUGCAGGACUUGGCAAUAUGUUUGCAUCGAAAGUGUUGCAGCAAUAUCUUGUGAAAUGUGUAGCGCUAUUGCCAUCUUCGAUUGAAGAAGUUGUCGAUUUACUCAUUCGUUCCGACAGAGAAGAUAUGGAGCUGCCUAUGCAACAUCUUGUUGGUGUCCGCACUAGCUCAUCGGCAUUUGUUUAUCGUCGCAAGAAGAAGCCCCGACGUCGCAGUAAUAAUAACAUGAGCAGCGGCAUUAGUGGAAGUAGUAGCGACGGGGUUUCUCAGCGAAUGACCUCCCAGGCUUCAACUCAAGAUUGUGAUAGCGAAUCCUCGUACUCAGAUUCAGACUUGGAUGUUGACGAGGAUGUACACCCUUUUACAGGUUUUGGUCGAGAAUCUACAUCUGGGCGCGCUCGAGGAACCCGUGGUGAAUCAUCAGAGAUCGAUCGAUCACGAGGCAAUGCAACGCCGACAGGAGGAACAAGCCCAGGGCUGUAUUUAUCGAACUCAUACAUGGAAGAUUAUCGAACGGCAAUGGCAACAUCAGGUCAUCAGGGUAAUCUCGGUAUCAAAUGGGUUAUUGGUGAGAAGUCAAGUCGGAUGUUUGCAUCGCGAACUACGUAUUGUUUAUUAGAUUACGAGUGUAUUUUGGUGAAUGAUUGGGAUGAAGAUGCUGACCCCUCGCCAAUGUAUGUGCGCACGAUGCAAUCGUGCUACAGUCCACAGUGUCAGUCGUGGCUAGACGAGGUAGGCUCUAAGCCUACAGACCUUCAGCCAACAGGUUUUAUGGUACGUCUAGCAAGUGGUCACAACGGAUAUGUAGAAAUUCAGUUUGUGGCAUCGAUAUUGGAAAAGGCACAGCUACCACUGGUCUCUCGACGGGCAAAAUUACGCGCACUGUGCGCGAAAAUUGCACGAUUGGAAGAGGUACUGACAAGUCGUCGCUUAUCGCAGUCUUUGCUCGUGAAUGCACCACAUUGGGUUCAUAAUCGUGAACGUUUAGGAUGCCGUAUAUGUAAUGCAAGGUUUGGUCUUUCACGUCGUCGCCAUCACUGCCGUUUAUGUGGUGAGGUUUGCUGCUCUGAGUGUUGUCCCAAGAUGGAUGUUGCGCUUCCUGAUGUUGGCUCCACAAGUGUGCGUGUGUGUAUCGUCUGUAUACAAAAGCGCCGAAAAAUUUGCGAGUCUACUACAUCUUCGUCCAGCGCAUCAGCUGGUGCAUCAUCGCCGUCUCCAAGUAAAGAAGCUACUCAUAAUCCGCCGCCACCGCUGAGUCAUCCUUUUCGUUCUGUGUCAUCGUCACCACCAAAUGCCUGCCUCCCCUCCUCGUCAAGUCACAGUUCCGCUGCCAGCAGCUUCACCACCGCCAGCAGUCUAGGCGAACAGAAGCACUCGUUGGCAUCCUCCGUUUUUCAAAAGAUGAAGAGUUCUUCACUAAGUUGA